Molecule: messenger RNA, 1459 nt
Organism: Hipposideros armiger (great roundleaf bat)
Lineage: Eukaryota; Metazoa; Chordata; Mammalia; Chiroptera; Hipposideridae
Gene: GTF2E2
Product: general transcription factor IIE subunit 2
Exons: 7
Coding region: 282-1064 (260 amino acids)
Biological process (GO): transcription initiation at RNA polymerase II promoter
Cellular component (GO): transcription factor TFIIE complex
Molecular function (GO): TFIIH-class transcription factor complex binding
Source: RefSeq, a predicted model, not a curated record
CGGUGGCUGCCGGGACUGAGCUCUUAUCCUGUUCAGGAAGCGGCGGGCAGGGCUCGAGGCCGAGUCGUCAGCUAGUGCCGCCGCCGCUGCCGCCGUCGCCGCUGCUACCGCCAGUGCGGAGACCGGGACCUGGCGGGGCAGCGCUGGGUGUGCCUGCGGGCAGGCGGGGGCGCUGACUAGGAGCAGAACGCGGCGGCCAGCGGACGUGGGCGGCUGGCGAAGGCGGAGGCGCAGGGAGGCGGCGGCGGGUCGCGUGGGGGCGGCCCAUCUCGCUCAGCAUUAUGGAUCCAAGCCUGUUGAGAGAACGGGAGUUGUUCAAAAAACGAGCUCUUUCCACUCCUGUAGUAGAAAAACGUUCAGUACCUUCUGAGUCAUCAACAUCAUCAUCAUCAUCGAAGAAGAAGAAAGCAAAGCUAGAACAAGGAGGAUCAUCAGGCUCUAAGCAAAAUUCUGAUCAUAGCAAUGGAUCAUUUAACUUGAAAGCUCUAACAGGAAGCUCUGGAUAUAAAUUUGGCGUGCUUGCUAAGAUUGUGAAUUACAUGAAGUUACAGGCAUUAGUCAAUAAUCCCAAAAUUGAAGUAAUAGAUGGGAAGUAUGCCUUCAAGCCCAAGUACAACUUGAAAGAUAAGAAGGCCCUACUUCGACUCUUAGAUCAGCAUGACCAAAGAGGUUUAGGAGGAAUUCUUUUAGAAGACAUAGAGGAAGGACUGCCCAAUUCCCAGAAAGCCGUCAAGGCUUUAGGGGACCAGAUACUAUUUGUAAAUCGUCCAGAUAAGAAGAAAAUUCUUUUCUUCAAUGACAAGAGCUGUCAAUUUUCUGUGGACGAAGAGUUUCAGAAACUGUGGAGGAGUGUCACUGUGGAUUCAAUGGAUGAGGAGAAAAUUGAAGAAUAUCUGAAGCGACAGGGUAUUUCUUCCAUGCAGGAAUCCGGACCAAAGAAAGUGGCCCCUAUUCAGAGAAGGAAAAAGCCUGCUUCGCAGAAAAAGCGCCGGUUUAAGACUCACAAUGAACACAUGGCUGGUGUGCUGAAGGACUACUCUGACGUUGUCCCCGGCAAACAGUGAGCACUGCCGUAGGUGAGCACAGAGCCCCAGGCCAACGCAGGGCCCUCCUUACUGAUACUGGCACCUGAAGACUGACUGUCUUCCCACCCUGCUUCUUGGGACUGAGAGAGGAGCAGCGCAGUUUACAGAACAAGUGCAAAUUACCAAACUCAAAGCUUAUUUUCAUUGAAUAGGCUAAUGAGAAAUGUGAUGUCCCUGUUAACCUGCUGUUAGUUCUGGGGGGAAAGGCACUUAGCAUGGCAUGCAGGUGUCUUUGCUAUUUAUCGCUACUUCUAAGUGGUUCCUGGUUCCAUGUUUCCUCUUUUAUUACUUUAGAACAAGUUUGCAGAUAGUCUUGAAUGUAAUACUUGUUUAUUCCAAAGAACAUAUUUAUAAUAAAAUCAUUGUCAAAGGAA